AUGGACGCCGUGACUGUGUUCAAGCUCGUAUCCAUUGUGUGCAUCUGGGUCGUAGGACUCGUGGGUGGCCUGACUCCUGCAUGUCUGGCCUCAAGGCAUGACAAGUCAUCCACGCUAAGUAUCCUCAGCGCCUUCUCUGGCGGCGUUUUUUUGGCUGGCGGUUUCUUCCACUUGUUGCAUUCUGCUAUCGAGAACCCGGCGCUGCGCAAAUGGUCCACAGAGGACGAGGGUCGCUACGAUUUCCCAUACGCCGAAAUGUUCUGCACGCUGGGCUUCCUCGCUCUCUUGCUACUAGAACAAGCGGCACAGGCCAAAAUGGACGCCAACAACGAAGCUGCAGCUCAGAGUUACAUGCCUGCCAAGAGUGAAGACGAAGAGGAGCUACACGGGGCCACAGAGAGCGACGAUACGUACCUCGAAGAUCUAGACGAAGAAGAGCAGGGAUUGGCUAGCAAUGUGCGACGCAGCUCGGGUCACUCGCACUUUGGAGGAGCCCACAAGGAGCCAGAGGCGGGCUCGAUGGCUGUAGCUAUGGUACUGUUCAUUGCUCUGUCGUUCCACUCAGUACUCGAAGGACUGGGCAUUGGCGCCCAGACGGAGACGGCGUGGGGCGUCUUUAUGGCGAUUAUCAUGCACAAGGGACUAGCUGCCUUCGCUCUGGGCUCCGGACUCGUACAGAGCGCCAUGCCAGCGACGCACGUGAUGCUGUACAUGGUCGUGUUCUCGUUCAUGAGUAUCAUUGGCAUUAUUGUUGGCUGGAUCAUUGCCGCCGACUCGUCCGAGGACUCGGCAGCAGCUGGCAUCUGCGUGGCUCUGGCGUCUGGGACAUUCAUCUACGUGGCCGUCAUGGAGGUCAUCCCACAGGAGUUCCCUCGACACAGUCAUGGAGGGGGUGAAGACCACGGCCAUCACAAGAAUACGAUGACGUUGAAGAAGUCGAUUGCACUGGUGGCUGGUUACGCAAUCUUCGGUUUGCUCGCUAAGUGGUCGUAA
Molecule: messenger RNA, 993 nt
Organism: Phytophthora infestans T30-4
Lineage: Eukaryota; Oomycota; Peronosporomycetes; Peronosporales; Peronosporaceae
Product: zinc (Zn2)-Iron (Fe2) Permease (ZIP) family
Exons: 1
Coding region: 1-993 (330 amino acids)
Biological process (GO): zinc ion transmembrane transport
Cellular component (GO): membrane
Molecular function (GO): zinc ion transmembrane transporter activity
Source: RefSeq, a predicted model, not a curated record